Molecule: messenger RNA, 6606 nt
Organism: Panthera uncia (snow leopard)
Lineage: Eukaryota; Metazoa; Chordata; Mammalia; Carnivora; Felidae
Gene: LRRC75B
Product: leucine rich repeat containing 75B
Exons: 4
Coding region: 27-974 (315 amino acids)
Source: RefSeq, a predicted model, not a curated record
CGCUCCGCGCCGGCAGCGCAGCGGCCAUGGGGGCGCGGCUGGGUCGGCGGACCGGACCCGAGGCGGCCUCGGAAGCCGGGGCGGCGGCGGGGUGCGGGCCCGCGCCCUAUGAGCGCCGGGUGCGCUGGCUCCGCGAGAUCCAGUCCACGCUCCGCGAGCGGCGGCCCGAGCGCGCGCGGCAGCUGCUGCGCCUCCUGCGCCAGGACCUGGGCCUCGAGGGGACCCUCCUCACCGACAUCCUCUAUAGGAAUGUGGCCUUCCUCAAUCUGGUGGACCCUAUCUCCCAUGACCUGCUCGUGAACCUGGCCCGUGACCUGCAGUGCCCCAAGACGGACUAUGAGCUCUGGAAGUCCUCGGACAAGAUCUGCCGACAGCUCAUCUACCACCUCACCCCUCACUCCAAGCGGCAGCGAGGAUCCAGCCUGCUCCAGAGGAAGACCCAGAGCUGCCUCAAGAGCAGCCUCCAGGUGACUCAGCUGGCUGGGGAGACCGUGAACCUGUCGGGGAUUCCACUGUCAGCGCGGGAUGUGCAGCACAUUGUGCGCUACCUGGGAAACCAGGGAGCCGGGCUCACGGUGCUGGACCUGAGCUUCACGGGGCUCAGUGAUGAGCUUCUGCGCCUGCUGCUACCCAGCCUCUGGACGCUGCCCCGCCUCACCCAGCUCCUGCUCAACGGCAACAGGCUGACGAGGGCCACUGCCCGUGAGCUCACUGAGGCCGUCAAGGACUCCACCAAGUUCCCCGCGCUGGCCUGGGUAGACCUGGGCAACAAUGUGGACGUGGCCUCCUUGCCCCAGCCCCUGCUGGUCGGCCUACGCCGGCGGCUGAGCCAGCGCACCUCACUCCCCACCAUCUAUGAGGGCCUGGACCUUGAGCCUGAGGGUAGUGAGGCCAGGGCCACCUCUGCUGCCUCCACCUGGGGCUCUGCAGCUGCCGAGCCAGGGUCGGAGCCCCAGGCCUGCUGCACGAGGUGACCUGCCACCACCCUGGCUGCUGCUACCUGACUGCCAGUGGCACAUGGGAUGGGGGAUGAUGGAGGCCUUCUAGGUCCCCAGAAAUCCAGUGUAAAUACUCAGCCUGGGAUUAAGGGGAUGGAAGGAGAAUGCGUUCACUAGAGGCUAGAUGGUCAGCCCAGGAUGGAGUCUCAGACUUCCCUCAGCAGGAGGGCCCAGAACCUGCUGUGCCGAUCCCACAGUAAACAGUGAUGUCCCCCUCUGCCUCAGCCUUUCUGCACCAUGGACCUCAGGGCCACUGAGCGCCAGCUUGCUUCUGGGGUGGGGAAAGGGGUGGCCAAAGACUCAGGGACACUGCACACCUGAAAGGGAGGGACCAAGCUCUCACUGACUUACCCCAGGUAUUACUCCCUGAGAAGACACCAAGGUGUAAGGGUCAGGUCCAUCUGUGGUCUGGGGAGUUAGGGGAGGCCUCCAGGGACCUCGCCUUCACAUCUGGGUGGGGCUUGGAGAAGAGCAGUUGGGAGGGCACAGAGGGGCAAAGCUCAGAAUGGAGCCCCACAGCAAUCUUGGGCCUGAGCCCAGGAUGCUGACCUCCCCACCAGGGAGGGCCCCUUGGGCUGAGGACAAGACUGUGCUGACAGGAGGCAAGGUUCAUCUCCCACAGAUGGACAAGUGCUGCCCCCCCCCCCUAGGACCCCCCCCCCCCCCCCCCCCCAGGCUCCCUGUACUGAGUCAGUGGGGAAUUCCAUGGGGUUAGGAGAUACCUUAGACCAGAGACAAAGGGCUUGUGUGUUCCCUCCAGGCCCUGGAGGCCCGUGUGCACAGUCCUCCCCUCUGGGGGACUCCAAGAAAGCGUGCAGGACGUGGGGGUGGGUACAUCCAGCAGCAGGGGACUUGGGGUGGAGCAUUCCGAGGGCUUCCCAGGGGUAGUCUGCUCCCAGAAAGGGGCUAUCUUCCCUCCCCACAAGCACCAUCAGGGCAGGCUCUGGAUCAGAAGCCUAAAGCCAUGGUCAGCCUCACAGCCUUGUACGGAGAGCUGAGUACAGCCCAACUCGGAGUUGGACAGGGCAAAGACAAGGAAGGAAUUUGAACAUGUCUGGGGGGGAAACUGAGGCCCAGAGUGGGGAAGACAGCAGCCUAAGUCUCCCAUGCAGAGCCAGGUCAGGUCUGGGGCAGUGGGGAUCCUCACAGAUGAGGAGAGACCUGGAGGCAAAGAAAAGCCCUCUGGGCCAAAGAGAAGGUAGGACUCUCCCAGGCCCACCAGCUAACCCUCCUCCGCAGUGGGGCCCACAGGGGACCAUGAGUCAGCACGGAUUCCAGGCUGGCUAGAUAUGCAACAGCCCCUUGAGUGAGAAAGGAGAUGACCAAGAAGGGUGAAGACAGGGAGGUGCUGAGUUCCAGGACCAGGAAGGAGGUGGGGAGGAAAAGGAGCUCCCUCUCUACUGCUGCCUGCCCACCCCAAGGGCAGGCCCCUGCCAGUCUGGCUGCUUUUGGAGAAACCUUUAUCUGGAGGUGGUGGGAAGGGUGUGGAGAACACCAGGUUCAGCCCAGCUCUGCUCCUGACUUACUGUUGGGACCUGGCCAGGGCCUCCUCUCUCCCUGCCUUGGGUAAAUAGGACUGCCUGUCCAUAGUACCUUCCAGCUCUCAACCCUCCAGCCUGGGGUCCUGGCCCUGUCAGUCCUCCUUGUUUUAAAGACACGGGCUUGCCCAUUGUGCUCUUACUCUGGAACAGGGGGGUCAGGCUCCCCAGAGCAAGGCAAAGUGGGGUGGGAGAUGAAAGGGGCCAGCUUGGAGAAGGAUAGGGAAGCCAGCCUUGCACUGGGCAGGCUUGUAAGUCCGUCACAGGCAGGCAGCAGUAUUCUCCUGUGACUCCUUGCUGGAGAAAUGCCAAGCUCUCUGACCCUCCUGCCCUCCUGCCCCCCUCACUCCCUGCCCACCACUGGCCCAAAUCCAGCCCACAAACCUUGAACGUUGCCGCCGGGAGAGACUCCUACCGGGAUGGUGUGAGGACCUGAGCCGGGUGUCACUAGGCGAGCUCUGGGAGAAUUCAGGCAGCGGCAGCUGGUCUCAAUCUCCCCGCCUCUCAGACGGAGGCACGCAAUGCAAUAGCUGAGCUAGAGCACAAAACAGCUCAAGAGAAGAGGGUUGGCUUUGUUGCCAGGCAGGUAUCCACAACCCCUUCACGUGCCCUCAUGUCAGGGCCUCACAGCCACCAGUGGGGCUACUCUACAGGCAGGUACACUCCAAGAGGAGGGGGCUUGUGCCUCUCAAAGCUUGGUGGGCAGAGAGGACAUGCCAGGUGGGCUCCAGCCCGAGUUCCAGACCCAAGAGGAAGCAGGUAGGCCUUGCCCAGCCCCAGUCUUGGAGGCAGACAGACUCAGCCUGGUUCUGGCUCUGUCACCCACUGGUGGUAUCCUCUCAGGGUCCGUUCCUUCAUCUUGGGAACCAGGUAUAUCAAGUCUCCCCUUGCCCUGUCGGAGAGAGCAUGAUAUAAGGUUUGGAAAGUGCCUGCUACGUGGGGGGCACAGGGCAGGCACUCUUCAGCAUCAGUGGGGCCUCCACCCAGGGCUCUCAGAAUGGAAAUGGCAGGAGCCCAAACCUUUGGGACUAAAGCCAAAGCCAUGCAUUUAUUUGGAGGGCACUUCUGUAGCCUUUCUGUUGGCAAAGUAUUGUUCUGAUGGCUUUACGUUUCGUUAAUGCUCUUCAUACUUAUGAGUGAGUAAACUGAUACAGGGACAGGUUAAGUGAUCUGUCCAAAGUCAAAGAGCUAGAAACCGGAGGAGCCGGGAUGUGAGGGGGAGGCCCACAUUGUCUGUGAUGCUACCCCCUGCCUGAUGCUGCCUAUCCCACAGCCAGCCUGGGGGCUGAGGAUUCACUGGAACUCUUGAGCAAGCCUCUGCCAAAGACACCAUUCGAUACAGGAGACCAUCACAGCGCUCUGAUGGCAGACGUCCUGCUGCGGGAGGGACCCUCAGCCACAUUGCCCCUAAAGCAGGACCAAUCAGGACCUCCCUGGGCCUGUUGCCUCGUAUACAAAAUUGAGGAGUGGGGAGGGGAACAGUGAGGAUCCAGGCUUUGCCCUCUUCCAGGAUUGAAAGGGACAAAUGGGGAGUGGGUUCAGAAGUACUCAUCAGACCAAGUGAAGCCCAGCCUCAUACUCAGGGGUGCGGGAUCCAUGCCCACAUCAGACAGUCUGGGACAACUCCAGCUGCCUUCACCUCUCUGGGCAUCAGCCUCCUCAAACCUAAACCUGCCUUGCCAGGAUGUUAAGAGAAUCAAAAGGAAACAUGUAGAAAAGAUACCUGUGCAGGGCUUGAACUCAAAAACUAUGAGAUCAUGACCUGAGCUGAAAUCAAGAGUUGGACGCUUAACUGACUGAGCCACCAGGCACAUCUUCAAUUUUUUUUAAUGUUUAUUUUUGAAAGAGACAGAGUGCAAGUGGGGAAGGGCAGAGAGAGAGGGAAACACAGAACCUGAAGCAGGCUCCAAGCUCUGAGCUGUCAGCACAGAGCCCGACAUAGGGCUCGAACUGGACCAUGAGAUCAGGACCUGAGCUGAAGUCGGACGUCCAACCGACUGAGCCACCCAGGCGCCCCUUAAUUUUUAAAAAUUGUAUCAUUUUUGGAGCACCUGGGUGGCUCAGUCGGUUAAGUGUCCGGCUCUUGAUGUCAGCUCAGGUCAUGAUCUCAUUGUUUGUGAGUUCAAGCCCUGCAUCCGGCAAGGCACUAACAGUGAGGAGCUUGCUUGGGAUUCUCUCUUUCCCUCUCUCCCUGCCCCUUCCCCACUCUCCCUCUCUCAAAAUGAAUAAACUUAAAAAAAAUUAAAAAAUAAAAAAUAAAUUGUAUCAUUUUUAAAAAUAAUUCUUCAUUGUAGUACCAUUGAAAUAUAAUAGACAUAACAAAUGUUACAAUUUAAAGUGUACACUAUAGUAUAUUUUGACUUCAUGAAACCACCACCACAAUCAAGACAGUAAAGAUAUCUGUCAUUUCCAAAAGUUUCCUUGCCCCUUGGUAAUGUAUCCCUCCUGCCCCUCCUUGUCCACCCCCUUCCCUAAGCAGGGGGGCCUUGAUCUGCUUGCUGUCCUUUCACAUUAGUUUGCAUUUUCUAGAGUUUUUUUUUUUUUUAAGUUUAUGUAUUCUUUUUUAAAUUUUUUUUUUCAACGUUUUUUAUUUAUUUUUGGGACAGAGAGAGACAGAGCAUGAACGGGGGAGAGGCAGAGAGAGAGGGAGACACAGAAUCGGAAACAGGCUCCAGGCUCCGAGCCAUCAGCCCAGAGCCUGACGCGGGGCUCGAACUCACGGACCGCGAGAUCGUGACCUGGCUGAAGUCGGACGCUUAACCGACUGCGCCACCCAGGCGCCCCUAAGUUUAUGUAUUCUUUUAGUAAUCUCUACACCCAACAUGGGGCUCGAACUCAUGACCGUGAGAUCAAAAGUCGACUGCCUUUCCAACUGAGCCAGGUACCCCUACAGUUUUAGAUAUAUGGAAGAAUAUGGGGUGUAUUCUUUUAUAUGACUUCUUUCACUCAGCAUAAUUAUUUUGAGACUUCCAUGAUGUUGCCUACAUCAGUAGUUCCUCUUAAUUGUUGAGUAGUAUCUUACUGGAUGCACAUACCACCAUUCAUUCCCCUGUCGAUGGAUAUUUGGGCUUCCAGUUUUUAGCUCUAACAAAUGAAGCUGCUAUGAAUAUUCAUGUACAAGGUUUUGCAUGAACAUAUAUUUCCUUUUCUCUUGUGUAGUGGUAUCUCAGUGUGGUUUUCUUUUCUUGUAAUAUGAUUGCCUGCCUGGUUUUCCUUAUUAGGGUAAUGUUGGUACCCUGCUCAUAGAAUGAGUUGAGAAACUAUUCCCUUCUCUACUUUUUUAGGAAGAGUUUGUGGAGAAUUGAUAUUAUUUCUUUCUUACAUAUUUGGUAGAAUUCCUCAGUGAAGGGACAUGGGCCUGAGGUUUUUUUGUAGAAGGUUUCCAGUUACAAUACCAGUUUCCUUAACCGAAAUAGGACUAUUCAAAUUAGUUACAUCUUGAGUAAGCAUUAGUAUGUUGGGUCUUUUAAGGAAUUUGUCCAUUUCAUCCAAGUUGUUAAAUUUGUUGGCAUAAAACUUUUCAUAAUAUUUCCUUUCAGUAUCUGUGGAAUCUGCAGUAGUCACCUCUCUCAUUCCUGAGAUUGGUAAAUGUUUAUUUUUGAGAGACAGAGAGAGACAGAGCACAAGCAGGGGAGGGAGGCAGAGAGAGAGGCACAGAAUCUGAAGCAGGCUCCAGGCUCUGAGCUGUCAGCACAGGGCCCGAUGCAGGACUCGAACUCAUGAACCACGAGAUCAUGACCUGAGCUGAAGUCAGACGCUUAACCGACUGAGCCACCCAGGCGCCCCCAUGUCUUUUUGUUGUUAUUGUUUUUCUUUCCUAAUCAGUCUGGCUACAGGUUUAUCAAUUUUAUUGAUCUUGUUAAAGAAUCAUCUUUUGGUUACAUUGAUUUUUCUCUAUGGUUUUUUUGUUUUCUAUUUCACUGACAUCCAUUUUGAUCUUUAUUUCCUUUCUUAUGCUUCCUUUAGAUUUUAUUGGCUUUUCUUUUUCUAGAUUCUUAAAUGAAUCUUCUUGUCUGGUGUUAAUAUAGCUAAGAUAAUUGAUCUGAGACCUUUUUUAAAAAUGUUUUAUU